Molecule: messenger RNA, 1140 nt
Organism: Penicillium soppii
Lineage: Eukaryota; Fungi; Ascomycota; Eurotiomycetes; Eurotiales; Aspergillaceae
Product: SWIRM domain-containing protein
Exons: 1
Coding region: 1-1140 (379 amino acids)
Biological process (GO): regulation of transcription by RNA polymerase II; chromatin remodeling
Cellular component (GO): nucleus; SAGA-type complex
Molecular function (GO): transcription coactivator activity; chromatin binding; protein binding
Source: RefSeq, a predicted model, not a curated record
AUGACUUCAGCUGGCUGGCAGCCGGCCCAACAGCCCAACAUGAAUCGUCUUCCAUCUGUGUCGACCCUCAUGUCACCCCCUGAGACCAAGCCCAUUGAGAGUUUCUCUGCACUCUCCUCAUUUGCAAAGCAUGCUUCACCUGAAAUGAAGCUGGCUCCCAUUGCAACUGAUCGAAAACGGACGCAGUCAGAGAUGAAUCUUCCAUCGCCACCUGUGACCCCGUAUACUGCGAACAAGAAACGAGAUUCUUCGUCCGAUCAAAUCGAACGGGAUGUGGGAUCCUCCAUGGACCCCGUUCUUUUCCCACCCCAGGAAUCCAAUACUGACGUUGCCACUGAUGAACCGCUAUUUGGCCCUGUCCAUUCAUCCGCAGAGGCUCUUGUGGAACGGCACAUCGAUUCUCACAUGGCACUGUUUCGAAACAAAGUAAACAAACCAACCAGAGAUGAGUAUCUUUUAGCGCUCUCCUGUGUGCCCAUCGUCUCAACCCAGUACAACCGUAAUCCCGGUGCCUGGGCUCGAGAGGAACGGGAAACCUUGGAGCGUCAGAUGAUUAUGAUGAACCGUUAUCAUCGCCCAAGAGAUUACGAAACUAAGUUGAAGAAGAUUGCGCCCGCUCCGGCCAAAAAAUCAGGGAUCCAACCGCGCAUGCAGCAGCGGCCCAGAGUCAGACGCACCCCUAAGUCCACCCCCAAGCAGCAGGUCUUCGAUACCUUUGAUUCCUCCCCCCCGACGGUUAGCAAGGCACGUGCCCUGGGCACCAAUCGUGAUGAUACCGAUUACCACUCACUGAAGGACUAUUCGCCCCCACUGGAAACGUUGGGCAGCAAUGUCAAAGCACUCAAGGCAGAUUGGAAAGGGCAGAUGCUAGACUUGAGCACUGAUCCAGACAAAAAUAUGCUCAGUCCUGCUGAGCUUAACCUGGCCUCAACUCUUAGGCUUUCCUGUGCCACAUACCUAUGCAGCAAGCGUCGUAUCUUUGAAGCACGAGUCCGCGCUCUCGGCGUUGGCAAAGAAUUUCGCAAGACAGACGCUCAACAGGCCUGCAAAAUUGACGUCAACAAGGCGAGCAAACUUUGGACCGCGUAUGAUCGCGUGGGUUGGUUCAAACCGGAUUAUUUCCAUCAAUAUUUGAAGUGA